Molecule: messenger RNA, 180 nt
Organism: Plenodomus lingam JN3
Lineage: Eukaryota; Fungi; Ascomycota; Dothideomycetes; Pleosporales; Leptosphaeriaceae
Source: RefSeq, a predicted model, not a curated record
AUGCGGCUCAAGUCUUUGCCCAACAGCAGGUACAUAGUCGGGAACGAAGAGGAUACAUGUAUGCCUUCCACGCCUUCAACAUCGUGGCCGUUUACCAUCAGUCUGUCCCGGUCUAGUACCGGUAAUCGGGCAGCUACCGUUCAAACAACGUCCGAAGCAACCCGGUUCCGCCGCGCGUGA